Molecule: messenger RNA, 3318 nt
Organism: Girardinichthys multiradiatus
Lineage: Eukaryota; Metazoa; Chordata; Actinopteri; Cyprinodontiformes; Goodeidae
Gene: tmem184ba
Product: transmembrane protein 184ba
Exons: 8
Coding region: 368-1621 (417 amino acids)
Biological process (GO): transport
Molecular function (GO): transporter activity
Source: RefSeq, a predicted model, not a curated record
GGGCGGAGCUGCUGUGAUGAAGAGUUAAUCAGAGAUUGUGGUCCUCAGCGGAGAGGGAGGAGGCAACCCGAACCAACUGGUUAAAAACUCCUCAAAUAACGACUGGAAGCGUCAGGAAUGGACCGACUGGAUCCGUUAAAAGAGAGAACAAGAGCUGCGGAACCGGCGAACUGAACUUUGAGAGCAGAGUUUUCCUGUUUGGUCGUCCAGGGGGAGACCCUGAGGGUUGACGGGUCAGGCGGUCCGCUGGGGAACCAACAUGGAUGUCCUGGUGCGCCACUGAGGAAGACCGUUUCUGGGUUAUUGGAGCCGAAGAGUUCGUCUGGAGCAGCUGGGGGAGGUUCUGAAGCAGGGCCCAGUUCACCAGAUGUUCAAGUUGCGGAGGCGAGACGUGCCGCACCCAGAGUGGCCGGACGAGGACUCAGCUCUCGGCGGUGCUCCCGGACCUCCAUCUACCGCAGUCCCGAUGGGGCCCAACAUCUCGUGGUUCCCCGAAGCCCCGCUCCUGGGAACGGACCAACCCACCUUCCUGAUGUCCCCAGGUGCGCAGGCGAUUUCUGGCUUCUUCGUCUGGACCGCUCUCAUCCUCACCUUUCACCAGAUCUACAUGCACCUCCGUUUCUACAGCUCUCCAAAAGAGCAGCGCCACAUUGUGCGUAUCCUCUUCAUCGUUCCCAUCUACGCCUUCGAUUCCUGGCUCAGCCUGCUCUUCUUCACCAACGACCAGUUCUAUGUGUACUUUGACACCAUCAGGGACUGCUACGAAGCUUUUGUCAUCUACAACUUCCUGAGUCUGUGCUACGAGUAUCUGGGAGGAGAGAGCGCCAUCAUGGCAGAGAUCCGUGGAAAACCUAUAGAGUCCAGCUGUGUGUACGGAACCUGUUGUCUCAGAGGAAAAGCUUACUCCAUAGGAUUCCUGCGCUUCUGCAAGCAGGCCACGCUGCAGUUCUGCGUGGUCAAGCCCCUCAUGGCCACCAUCACUGUUGUGCUGCAGGCCUACGGCAAAUAUAAAGAUGGAGACUUCAACGUUGCCAGCGGAUACCUGUACGUCACCAUCGUCUACAACAUCUCCGUCAGCUUGUCUCUCUACGCUCUCUUCCUCUUCUACUUCGCCACCCGCGAGCUGCUCAGCCCUUACCGGCCCGUGCUCAAGUUCUUCAUGGUCAAGUCCGUCAUCUUCCUCUCCUUUUGGCAGGGCAUGCUGCUGGCCAUCUUGGAGAAAUGUGGGGCGAUCCCCCAGAUCAGCUCACCGGAGGUUUCAGUGGGUGAGGGCACCGUCGCCGCCGGUUACCAGAACUUCAUCAUCUGCAUAGAGAUGUUUUUUGCAGCGCUGGCCCUACGACAUGCCUUCACCUACAGAGACUACAUGGAUAAAAGCCUCAACUCAAGAGGCCGCUGUGCCCCGAUGAAGAGCAUCUCCAGCAGCCUAAAGGAGACGAUGAACCCCAGAGACAUGGUCCAAGACGCCAUCCACAACUUCUCCCCGGCCUACCAGCAGUACACGCAGCAAUCCACUCUGGAGCAGGGGGCGCCACCGCCCGUCCUCUGCACCCGCGGCACGCUUGGUGCCCGCGGCGACACAGAGAAGACCCUCUUGCUCAGCUCAGAUGAUGAAUUCUAGAGCAGAACAUUUCUGUUUCUUCUCACUGCAGCUGAACCUCACACUGAAACAUGAAGAGUGGAUGUGUUGUUUCUGGGACUGACGAGAGAAGCAAGGACCUUCAUGCAGAAACAUUUCUGCAUCCACAUGUCUUAUUUGUUGGGAACACACAAUGCUGAUUUAGUGCUUUUGGGCCUAGUUUUACUCCUGGGACAGAUAUCGAUCCCUAGUUUUCCCAUGAUCUUGUCCCACAAGUGUUUUACAAAUGAAAACUUAAAUUUAAAUCAUUUUAGCCAUGAAUGGAGUAAUAUUCAAAUGUUAUAAAUAUUAAAGGUUUUUAUUUUAUCAUCUUUAAAUUAUUUGAAUUAUUUCUCAGCAACAGCAGAAAAUAUCGAGAGAAAUUAUUUGUCAUAAAUCUAGACUGAUGUGCUUAGAGCCAUAUCCAGUGUCAGCUGGUCAGAAUAUGGACUAAGCCGGAAGGAACAGAACCCGACAAACUGCCGGGCCGUCUGCCAGAUUCAAUGCUGAGGACACCAGCAUUGAUCCAUGUUGGUAUUGACACUGGAGUUAGGAGGGAGGCGAGGCGUUUUAUGGAUCUCACCGUUCAGCUGCACAACUGUGAAGCACAAGUGAGGAUUACAGUUUGAUAAUUGGGUUAUGAUUGGCCAGGAUUACCAGAACCGGACCUCUGCAGGUCACAGUGUAGCUUGAAUAGCUUUAGGCACAGGACUGCAGAUAAUUAUCACUUCUAAGUUUUGUUCCAUCUUUCUUUUGCCUGCUCACAUUGAUGUUCAAGAAACAGACCUGUACAGGAAAACAGAAACUUUAUUUUAAAUGCUCCACACUACAAAAUCCUUUAUUUCUUGUUGUUUCUGGGUGUAACAUAUUGUUUUAAACAUAUUUUAUCCUAACAUCGUGACUGGACAACAAUGCCUUGGCCUUCCAGAAAUGUCAGUCUCCCAUCAGAUUCAGUUAAAAAGUAAAAAUAAAGCUGACUAAAAUGUUCUUCCUCCAUUUGGAAGCACUUUGGUUCUCCCACUGAACCUCUUGAUGUGGUGUUUGUUUAGAUCUCCCUCAAACAUGGCUACUUUUCCUGUUUUUGACUCAUAAUUGGACUUCUUGAGUCAUCUAGAUGAGUCAUGCUGAAAAUGCCAACUUGUUUACUUGAUGGUACUUUCACUGCUUUGCUGUAGCUCAGGAUGACACCAGGGGGCGCUCUAAAGAGCUUCCCAUCUUCUCCAGCAACAUGAAGGUUUCCCACAUUUCCAGUCUCGGUAAACAGCAGCAGGUCUUGGUAUCUGUUGCAUGUUUUGUUGGAGAACAGAGGAGAUCCUUGUGCUGUUAUUCUGCUGCAGCCUGAUGCAACGUUAACUAUGAAUAGGAAGGAGGCACACAGGAGCUGCAGACUAUUUUUAGAUGUAAUGUAAACCAGAUCAUUUGAAUGCUUAUUUUGGGAUUUCUCCUCAGUUUGCAGGUUUAAAAUAAAAAAGUGUCGGUCUUGCUGUUGUUUAAAUGCCAGAAUUCACUCGUAAAUGUUUCCUUUGACUUGUUCUGCUGCAGCAGUUUGGUGUGGUUGUAACAAAUCGUCUGAUUUCAUCACCUUUAAGUGCUUCUAUGUAAAAACAAACAUGUUUUUUAUCGGUUUUCAGUCGUUAGGAUCAGCUGCUUACAGUUCUGCUGCUGUGAUAUCACAUAAAUAAACAGAGGAAACAAUAAAA